GUUCCAUAUUACGAAAAGCCAGUAGUAGGAAGACAAGUGGCGAGAUAAAAUGAAUAAAAAUUGAACCUUGAUAUUUUAUUUUAUUUUUUAUUUUUUUGCUUAUUAUUGUGAGUUGACUGAUUGAAGAAGCUCUCACUCUCAGUGCAAACUUUAGAGGCCAUGGCUUCUUCUUCUUUGGUCGGUCACCUGGUUUUUCCUCCAGAGAAUGGGCAUAAGGUGUGGGAGGACCAGACUUUCAUCAAAUGGAGGAAGAGAGAACCCCAUGUCACUUUUCAUUGCCAUGAAUCUAUUGAAGGAUCUCUGAAAUACUGGUAUGAACGAAACAAAGUGAAUUAUUUGGUAGCUAAUUCUGCUGUUUGGAAUGAUGAUGCCGUUGAUAGAGCACUUGAUAGUGCAGCUUUUUGGGUCAGGGGCCUUCCUUUUGUCAAGUCUUUGUCUGGAUAUUGGAGGUUUUUCUUGGCAUCGUCUCCAAGCAAGGUUCCUGAAAAUUUUCAUGAUAGUGCAUUUCAUGACUCUGAGUGGAAAACUUUGCCUGUCCCUUCUAAUUGGCAGAUGCAUGGAUUUGAUCACCCUAUAUAUACAAAUUUUACAUAUCCGUUUCCAUUUGAUCCACCGUUUGUGCCAAAGGAGAAUCCUACUGGUUGCUAUAGAACGUACUUUAAGAUUCCUGAAGAGUGGAAAGGUCGUAGGAUUUUGUUGCACUUCCAAGCUGUUGAUUCUGCCUUCUUUGCAUGGAUAAAUGGUGUCCCAGUAGGAUAUAGUCAGGAUAGUAGACUACCUGCUGAAUUUGAAAUCACUGAUUAUUGUCAUCCAAUUGGUUCGGGCAAUAAGAAUGUUCUGGCUGUGCAAGUAUUUAAAUGGAGUGAUGGCUCUUACCUCGAAGAUCAAGAUCAUUGGUUGUUAUCUGGCAUUCAUCGUGACGUGCUUCUUCUAGCUAAGCCAUCGGUAUUCAUUGCAGACUAUUUUUUCAAAUCAAACCUGGCUGAGGAUUUUUCUUAUGCAAACAUACAGGUUGAAGUGAAAAUAGAUUACUCUCGAGAAACCUCUAAAGAAAAUAUUCUUGCCAAAUAUACUUUAGAAGCUGCAUUAUAUGAUACUGGUGGCUGGUACAAGAGUGAUGGAUACUCUGAUCUGAUAUCUUCUAAUGUGGCCAACCUUAAGCUCAAUCCAUCAUCAAGUAGAUGUGCAGUUCCAGGAUUUCGUGGAUAUUUUCUUGAAGGGAAACUGGGAGUGCCCAGGCUUUGGUCAGCAGAACAACCAAAUUUGUACGCUCUUGUUGUCAUCCUUAAAGAUGAAUCUGGCAGUAUAGUUGACUGCGAAUCAUGCCUGGUAGGCAUACGAAAAGUAUCUAAAGCCUAUAAACAGCUGCUUGUCAAUGGACAUCCAAUUAUAAUAAGAGGUGUAAACAGGCAUGAACAUCAUCCGCGUCUGGGGAAGACAAACAUAGAGGCCUGUAUGGUUAAGGAUUUGGUUCUAAUGAAGCAGAACAAUAUCAAUGCUGUGAGAAACAGCCAUUAUCCCCAACAUCCUCAUUGGUAUGAGCUUUGUGAUUUGUUCGGUGUGUAUAUGAUAGAUGAAGCCAAUAUUGAGACACAUGGUUUUGAUUAUUCUGGACAUCUUAAGCAUCCCACUUUGGAUCCCAGUUGGGCACCUGCAAUGAUGGACCGUGUCAUAAGCAUGGUGGAAAGAGAUAAAAAUCAUGCUUGCAUUAUAUGUUGGUCUUUAGGAAAUGAAUCAGGAUAUGGACCUAAUCAUUCUGCUUCAGCUGGUUGGGUUCGAGAAAAGGAUCCCUCAAGGUUUUUACACUAUGAAGGAGGUGGAUCCAGAACCUCAUCUACAGAUAUUGUAUGUCCCAUGUAUAUGCGCAUUUGGGACAUAGUGAAGAUUGCAAAGGAUCCAAAUGAAAUCCGUCCUUUGAUAUUAUGCGAGUAUUCUCAUGCAAUGGGAAACAGCAAUGGUAACAUACCUGAAUAUUGGGAAGCAAUUGACAGCACAUUUGGUCUUCAAGGUGGCUUUAUCUGGGAAUGGGUUGACCAGGGGCUAUUGAAGGAUGGUCCAGACGGUAGUAAGCAUUGGGCAUAUGGAGGUGACUGGGGUGAUUUUCCUGACGAUUUGAACUUCUGUUUGCAUGGAAUUAAUUGGCCAGACCGAACUCCUCAUCCUGCAAUGCAUGAAGUCAAGUAUGUGUAUCAACCAGUCAAGGUUUCAUUUAUGGAACAAACACUUCAGAUAAAAAACACUCAUUUUUAUGAAACAACUGAAGGGUUGGAGUUCAGUUGGGCUGUUCAUGGGGAUGGGUGGAAACUUGGGUCCGGAAUUCUAUCUUUUCCUCUGAUUAAACCCCAGAGUAGUUAUGAUAUCGAAUGGCAGUCAGCUCCAUGGUCUACUCUAUGGUCAUCAUCAUCUGCUGAGGAUAUUUUUUUGACAAUAACUGCAAAGCUUUCGCAGUCCACACGAUGGGUUGAAGCUGGUCAUGUCAUUUCAUCUACACAAGUCCAGUUGCCUGCCAAAAGAAAAUUUGUUCCUCAUUUGAUUAAGACUAAAGAUGCUGCCUUUCAUAGUGAAAUUAUUGAGGAUUCAAUAAAAAUCAGUCAACAGAAUUUGUGGGAGAUAAUAUUGAAUGUUAGAACUGGAGCUUUCGAAAGCUGGAAGGUUGAAGGAGUUUCUUUGAUGAAUAAGGGAAUAUUCCCAUGCUUUUGGCGUGCACCCACAGAUAAUGACAAUGGAGGAGGCUCUGCCAGUUAUUUAUCCUUAUGGAAGGCUGCUCAUAUUGAUCGCCUUCAUUAUAUUACAGAAAGCUGCUCUAUACAGAAUAAGACAGACCAUCUUGUGAAAAUAACAGCAGUUUUUCUUGGUGUCCCAAAGAAGGAGGAUGGUUCUUCAUCCAACUUAGAAAACAAAGAUUAUUUAAUCAAAACUGAGGUGAUUUACACAAUCUACAGUUCUGGGGAUGUCAUCGUGGAAUGUAAUGUAAAACCAAACCCAAAUCUCCCUCCUUUGCCUCGUGUGGGAGUUGAGUUCCAUUUGGAAAAAUCAUUGAACCAGAUUACAUGGUAUGGAAGAGGACCAUUUGAAUGUUAUCCCGACAGAAAAGCAGCUGCUCAUGUUGACAUUUACCAGCAGAAAGUAGAUGACUUGCAUGUUCCAUAUAUUGUUCCUGUGGAAUCUUCUGGUAGGGCAGAUGUUAGAUGGGUUACAUUCCAAAAUAAGAAUGGUUUUGGAGUUUAUGCUUCAAUAUAUGACAACUCUCCCCCUAUGCAACUGAACGCUAGUUACUACACUACAGCAGAGCUACAGCGGGCAACACAUAUUGAAGAUCUAAUCAAAGGAGAUACCAUUGAGGUUCAUCUUGACCAUAAGCACAUGGGUGUGGGCGGAGAUGAUAGUUGGACCCCCUGUGUCCAUGACAAAUACCUAGUUCCUGCUGUUCCAUACUCAUUCUCGAUCAGGUUUUCUCCGAUAACUCCAGCCACUUCUGGCCAGGACAUCUACAAAUCCCAGCUCCAAAACUAAAACAAAAGAAAAUUAUGGAUUUGGGUAUCUUGGUACUGUAUGGUAUGAAGGUGUAAUAUAAGAACUAUGAAACAAGAUGUUUCACCUUGAGUUCAUGUGUCAGCUUUGUUGGAAUAGCGUUUAUUUCCUACUAGGAUAGUCCAUUUUUGGGAAUAUGUGUAAUCUUUGUAUGGUAGAAUUAGUUGUUGAUUUGUAACUAGCUAUAAAUUAGGAGUUAGUUUCUUCUUCUUCUUUUUUAUUUUUAUUUUUAUCUAACUAAUUGUAACAUAAUUGUGUAUAGGAGAGGCUUAUUACCUCUUAUAAGA
This is a messenger RNA of Ziziphus jujuba (common jujube), 3818 nucleotides long. RefSeq lists its product as uncharacterized. Gene Ontology annotation, molecular function: carbohydrate binding; beta-galactosidase activity. Gene Ontology annotation, biological process: lactose catabolic process. Gene Ontology annotation, cellular component: beta-galactosidase complex. The transcript has 18 exons. The record is from RefSeq and is a predicted model, not a curated record. NCBI's taxonomy places the organism in Eukaryota, Viridiplantae, Streptophyta, Magnoliopsida, Rosales, Rhamnaceae. The coding region runs from base 160 to 3513 and encodes 1117 amino acids.